CACAGACACACACUACAGUGAGUCUUGGCAGUGUGUCCCUGCUGAGUCCUCCUCUGAUCUGAAGACAGUUUGUAAACCGGCAGCAGCAUGGAGCACAUGUCCUCUCCGGUCAGAUUCCGCAGCAAUAAAAAAGCUGCAGCUUUCUCAGAAAAGGAGUUAUCCAGUCUGUCCAUUGAGGACCAGGAAGACAUACAGUUUCCUUACGCCAUGAGGGAUCUGCCUCCCAUGUCCCAGUCCAGUGAACAGCAGCAGACCCCAGGCCACCAUGAGGCAGAGGGAGCUGAGACAGCAACCAACGGGAGACUCCCCAGCCUUCCUUCGACUCCCCCUCCAUGCCGUCCACUCCCCUGUCGCCCCACCGGCUCUCCCAUCGUCCCUCCCAGAGCAAAUCAUGUCGGGCUGGACAGAGAGUUUCAUCCCCUGCAGCUGAGGAGGCAGCUUGCCUCUCAGGUGUCUGUUGACUCUCCGCUAAGCCCGGCCUCCCGUCCACGCAGCCCCUGGGGACGCUUCGACCCCUACGACUCUCCAGAGGAUCAGGACAAGGAGUACGUAGGUUUUGCCACACUGCCCAACCAGGUUCAUAGAAAGACUGUGAAGAAAGGUUUCACGUUUACACUUAUGGUCGCAGGGGAGUCUGGCCUCGGAAAAUCCACACUAAUCAACAGUUUGUUCCUCACUGACCUCUACAAAGACAGAAAAGUCCCCAAUGCCGAAGAGCGGAUUAGCCAAACAAUCGACAUCAUCAAACACACCAUCAGCAUCGAGGAGAAAGGAAUCAAACUGAGGCUCUCCAUCAUCGACACACCGGGAUUCGGAGAUGCCGUCAACAACACAGAAUGCUUUAAGGACCUGGAGGACUACAUCGACCAGCAGUUUGAGCAGUACUUCAGAGAUGAGAGCGGGUUGAACAGAAGGAACAUCCAGGACAACAGAGUCCACUGCUGCCUCUACUUCAUCUCUCCGUUUGGCCACGGCCUUCGACCUCUGGAUGUGGAGUGUAUGAAGGCCUUGCAUGAGAAAGUCAACAUCAUUCCAUUACUGGCCAAAGCCGACAGUUUGACACACGCAGAGAUCCGCAGGAAGAAGAUGAAGAUCAGAGAGGAGAUGAAGCAGUUUGGGAUAAACAUCUACCAGUUCCCCGAGUGUGAUUCAGACGAGGAGGAGGACUUUAAGACGGAGGAGCAGAUCCUCAAGGACAGCAUCCCGUUUGCAGUAAUUGGGGGUAACGUACAGAUGGAGAGUAAAGGUCGCAAGUACAGGGCUCGCGUUUAUCCAUGGGGUGCGGUAGAAGUGGAGAACCCGGCUCACUCUGACUUCCUGCUGCUGAGGAACAUGCUGGUGAGAACACACAUGCAGGAUCUGAAGGACGUGACGCGAGAGAUUCACUACGAAAACUACAGAGCUCAGUGCAUCCAGAACAUGACGCGCAUGGUGGUGCAGGAGAGGAAGCGCAGUUUGCGUGAGAAGAAUCGAGAGAUGAGCGAGGCAGUUUUUCCACUGCCGUUGGCCAUCGUGGACUCUGAAAAGGAGAGACUCAUCUUUGAGAAGGACGAAGAGCUGAGGAGGAUGCAGGAGGUGCUGGAGAGGAUUCAGGAGCAGAUGCAGCAAAGCCAGAGAGGAGGCUGCUGAUUCUCCCAUAAUUCCCUGUGUAAAUGAGGAGCACCCCGGGUCACAGACAGUCAGACAGAGAUGGAAAUCAGGUGUAUUAAGAAUAGGCCUGUUUCUGAUUGUCGUUACCCACAGGGGUGUACAAGAUUAAUGGGUCUUUUCACCUGCGAGAUCACCAUGGUAACUUAUCCUGCACAGCUAACCUGCUCCAGAGGACCUACAUGCACCUACAUGCAUUCAGUUAGUGAUGCAGAAAAUGCAUAACUUUGUGUUUAUGUUUGCUUCUGAUUUCCUGCCAAGUCCGUUUACACUGCUGGUACUGCAGCUGAUAGAACACAGAUCAGAAUAUUGAUUAGUCUGUCUAUUAAUCAAUUAUAUUAAUUUCAGGCAAAAACUGAAUCCUUCAUUAUGGAACAGCGUCAGACCUAAAUGUAUGAGGGUUAAAGUUUAGGAGCUCUAAUGUGCAGCUCUCACCAUAGAAAGUAAAAUUAAUUAACGGUGUUCUACCAGCAUUCCUCUCUUGUGUCAUUUGCAGCAACAGAGUUUGCUGCUGUAAUAAGUUUAUAUAUCCCACAUAGCUCUUCACUAUAACAAGCUGCUCCUGUUGACUGAAGAAGGCGGCCAAUUAAUGAUAUUUAUUGUAAUUAUUGUCUUCCACGACGACUCCUUUACUGUAACCUCGAUGGUGCGACACUGCCAUCUAGUGGUCAGAGUGUAGUAAUGGUGCGUUUUAAAUAUGUAAACUACAUUUUUCAUGUUUUAUUACGGGAGUUUUUUCUUUUCGUUUUGUAUUUUUAAUCGCUAAUUUUGCUGUUUUGUAAAGACAAUAAAGUAAAAAUACUUUCUGAAAGCA
Molecule: messenger RNA, 2461 nt
Organism: Amphiprion ocellaris (clown anemonefish)
Lineage: Eukaryota; Metazoa; Chordata; Actinopteri; Pomacentridae
Product: septin-5-like
Exons: 13
Coding region: 88-1629 (513 amino acids)
Biological process (GO): cytoskeleton-dependent cytokinesis; regulation of exocytosis
Cellular component (GO): septin ring; cell division site; microtubule cytoskeleton
Molecular function (GO): GTP binding; molecular adaptor activity; GTPase activity
Source: RefSeq, a predicted model, not a curated record